AUGGGACAGUCCUCUGAAUCUGCUGCGAAGAUAGAUGAAACACUGGAAAAUUUCGUUACCAAGCUGGCUAAGGAAAUUGUCGACAAUGCUGUAUUAGACGGUUUUAUUGAACUCCGUUCAAAGUCGAAUGAAGACAAGGAGCCCGAAAAAGAGCUCACCUUUUGUAACAACGAUCACUUGAAACCAGGUAUACGCCUUGAUGUAGGUAUUGUCGACACUAUCUUUAAACUAUUUACACUUAAAAACAUGGCCAGAUACCUCGUCUUUCUAUUGGCUUUAAUGCUUGCUGACACAUUGUGGGAUUUCAUCGUAGAUGUAUAUUCACGUCCUACCAUACUCAAGCCCAAAGGUCCACGACCGUUCUUUCUCAAUACUUCCAGUAUAUAUUUAACGGAUUUUUACACAGGAGAAUUUCGGCCAGAAAGGAUGAUUACAAGUGCAGACCUUCUUGUCGUCAUGUAUUAUGCGCCAUGGAGCUAUCACUCACAGUAUUUGAGACAUCCUUUCGAAGUGGUAGCACUUAUGUUACGCAACCAUGAAAAUAUAAAAUUUGUGGGUGUUAAUUGUUGGACAACUGUGGGCGAGUGUCGCAAGGCAUACAAAAUUUACCAGUAUCCAAUAAUUGUUGCAUAUUCAUCGACAGUUCAUUCUGUUUAUCAAGGUGAACAUUCUACGGAUCAUUUGUACAGAUGGGUAGUGAAUGUGAGAAAUCCGCUACGACAUGCAAACACACUGGAAGAGCUAACAUUUUUCAAAGAAAAUUAUCAUGCUGUUAUUCUCGGCUAUUUUCCUUUUAAGGACAUGAAAACACCUGAAGGGUAUCGAGCGUUCGCCGCUGCUGGUAUGAUGUUGCAGACAGGUUUAUCAGAAGACGAAUCAACAUGCCUUAUUGUAACUACGAGUAUGCAGUUAGCUCGCCAGUUGGGAAUGCGUUUCGAAGGCGACAUUAUUAUGUACAUUCCUAAAGGUCACGUAUUUCGAUGGUCUCUCACAGCCUCACGCACUGCAGAAAAUAUAGCAGAGUGGGUUCGAGGAAAGCGUACGGAGGUAGCUCCUGUCACAUGGAUACAUUUCAAUCGGAACACAGAACUGAUGACAUCCCAACUUUCCCAACUCUUGAAUGAUUCUUCGGCAUUACUGCUGGUCACUCCGCUGAUUAGGAUUUAUCGUGUUCAGUUUGACUUGGUUCUUUUUACUGAACUAGCAAGAGAAUACUGGAAUUGUGAGCAAGAUAACAUCCAACUUCUAAAUUCUGAGCCACAGCUCAUCAGAAAACCUCUGCUGUCUGAUGUAUUGUCAAGUGAUAAGGAAGCCUGUGGCGAGGCCAUCGAGGGCGUUAUUAAGAUGGAUUCGUGUUGCCGCUCACUGCUACCAUCGGUGGACUGGAAUCUAGCGUGUGCAUCUUCGUCAAAAUAUCAUUGGGAAGACGAAGUGGAGGGCCAUCACCAGCAUGUUAUUGAAGAAGAAGGAAAAUCCAGACGGCGAAGUCACUGGACUGAGCAGGUGUUAGCUGCGACGAAUCAGUGUGUAGCAGUACGAAAUGGAAGCCUAGACGCAAAUGUUGUUCUGUCAAGGUGUUGCACAAACUACGAGGAAUUCUCGCAACUUCAGUUGACACCGGUCCAGAAAGCUAAUGCCAUUUCGAAAGUCCACGCACGAGAACUAAAGUUUGUUGAUUUAUGCAUGCGUGGUCGCCUCUACGAUUACAUGAAGUAUCCUGCAAUGUUUGAGGAUGUAAAUGCGUUCGAUGAGCCACGACCCAGUGUGAAUUCGUCUAUACGAGGCAUCGGUUGCAGAGAUGGUCCUGAAAAUGGCACACUGAAAUUUGUUGUUCUUGAUUCUCUUCACUAUCAAUAUUUUCUGCGAAAAUGGGGUCUAGGCAAUGUAACGCUACCUUUGGUAGUCGCAGUCGACUUCAAAAAGGAAUUCUUCUCCGUGAUGGAAGGAAAAUUGUCGCAGAAGAAAAUACGUGAAUUCGUUCACGAUUUCCACUCGAAUAUUCAAGAAGAGCAUUUAAAAGACGAAGAAGACAUUGUAAAGAGGUUUGAUGUUAGAUCCGAAUCCGUCCAUACUCGUAUCCGCAACGAACAAGUUAUACAACGACUCACUCUACAGUCAUUUCUCGAACUUAUCGAAAACCGACCCAAUGCCACUCACGAUAUUGUCGUGUUUUUUUCUGGAGGUGUAUGGCACGCACCAUCCACUGCUGCGAUGCACGUUUUUCAUGGUGUAGCUAGUUAUUUCUCGUCCUCCAGUGACCUUAUCAAAUUCUAUGGGCUAGAUACUUCACGCAACGAACUUCCCUACGACUAUAACUUCGAUCGCUUACCUGCUUUAGUAGUUUUCCUAUCCAAUCAAACGGAGAUGAAUUGGAAGUAUCCUGAAAUUCUCCCUAUUUCUUAUGCUAACGUACUUUCCUUCGUUCUAUCGCACUGUUCUGCUCGACUCCGUUGGAAGAUGGCGCUUACAAAUUGUGGGCGAGUCUGCGUUACACACAAUCGACUGCGGCUUAGAAAAAGGCAAGAGAAAUUGCGGAAUGCCAUUCAUCGUAUCAGGGAAAAUCCUAAUCGCAAAGAGCAUCAAACGAAAUUACAGUAUUUCGUCAAGCAACUUCGCGUGGUCCGUCGAGUAUUGCGAGCGUUACAUACCGCUUUGCACCAGUCAGAGGUGUUAACUGAGGAGACAGUUAGUUUCUUCUUUGGCUGCUACCUUUCGACGGUGGUGUUUCUGACGGGAUGUCGAGAUACUAAAACCAACUGUGAUUCCUCUGUUGUAUUUCGGAAGUUGUUUCUUGUUGUUGCUCAGGAUCGAGUGUGGAAUGUUCACCCAGCAGACAAAUGCUCGAAGACAAAGAAAUUGCCGUUGGCUUAG
Molecule: messenger RNA, 2871 nt
Organism: Necator americanus (New World hookworm)
Lineage: Eukaryota; Metazoa; Nematoda; Chromadorea; Rhabditida; Ancylostomatidae
Exons: 27
Coding region: 1-2871 (956 amino acids)
Source: RefSeq, a predicted model, not a curated record